CUAAAAAACGCGGCGUUAUAGAAGCGCACAGAUUUCGAGCGCGAAACAAAAAUUGCGAAGACUCUUCUUUGACUAGCUUUAUCAAGGGAUUGUUUCCAAAUCACCGCGCAGAAAUUGAGCAACAAAGGAUUACAGAGCGACGAAGAUCGCUUUCUGGUAACAAAUCUUCUCGAGUGUUUUUCAAAACCCAGGCUAAACCCUCCACGCUCAGAUUGAAGCACUCAUAUCCCCUCCGUCCAAUUCUCGCGCGUCACCUCCCCUGCAAAGCAGCCCUCCGCAACCUUCUCGAAGGGCAACCGAACCCUAGCUAUCCAGCUACAUCGGAACUUUUGUUCUUGGAGAUCCGGACUACCAGGGCUUCAAUUUCCUCCUCAAUCUUUGUGUCCAGAUUAUUAUUAUUUGUCUUCGGAAGAUGACGUGGGAGGACGAGAUCAUUGGAACCGACGUUGCUUCGGCUGGGCUUCACAUUAGCGAGUGUAUCGGUCGGGAUGCCGCCAGUCAGCUAGACCUGGAGGAGGCACUGGAGGCUUCUCGGUAUACCAGUCACCCUUACUCUUCCCAGCCUAAAGAGUGGCCUCCUGUCGCUGAAGUAUUGGAUACCAGGGAGUUGCCCGCUGUGCUGAUUGAAAGGUACAAUGCAUCUGGCGGUGAAGGAACAGCUUUGUGCGGAAUUUUUCCAGAGAUACGCCGAGCCUGGGCUUCAGUUGAUAAUUCCUUAUUUCUUUGGCGCUUUGAUAAACGGGAUGGACAGUGUACAGAAUACAGUGGAGAGGAACAAUCGAUUUGUGCUGCUGGUCUUGCCAGGGUGAAGCCUGGUAUAUUUAUUGAAGCAAUUCAGUAUAUUUUGGUGGUGGCAACUCCAGUUGAGUUGCUUCUUAUUGGAGUGUGCUGUGCUGUUAGUGCGGAUGGUACAGAUCCAUAUGCUGAAAUUUCUUUGCAACCAUUACCUGAGUAUACCAUACCCUCAGAUGGUGUCACUAUGACAUGUUUUGCAUGCAUGUAUAAUGGCCAGAUUUACGUCUCUGGUCGUGAUGGACAUAUUUAUGAGAUUCAAUACACAUCUGGCUCAGGAUGGCGUAAGCCUUGUCGUAAGGUCUGCCUGACAGCUGGUUUUGGCACUCUUGUUUCUAAAUGGAUUUUGCCAAAUGCUCUUAAGUUUGGAGCCGUGGAUCCAAUUGUAGAUAUGGUUAUUGACAGUGAAAGACAUGUUCUUUAUGCAAGGACAGAGGCCAUGAAGCUACAGGUCUUUGAUUUAGGAGUUGGUGGUAGUAGCCCAUUUAAAAAAAUGGCUGAAGAGAGAAAUUUAAUCGAUCCACGGGAUUUACAAUAUAGAGGUAGACGGGCUGGAUCUAGAUCAAUUGCUCAGGCUAAGCCAUCAAUAGUUUCUAUUGCACCAGUAUCCACUAUGGAAUCAAAAUGGCUGCAAAUGGUAGCCGUUUUAUCGGAUGGGAGAAGGCUAUAUGUUUCCACUUCGCCAUCCAGUGUGAAUAAUGCCUCUGUUAGUUUAACUGGACUUGGUAAUGCUCGACCAUCAUGUUUAAAGGUUGUAGCAACAAGACCGUCACCGCCUUUGGGGGUUGGUGGUGGGCUUACCUUUGGUGCCAUAUCUGCUGCCAAUAGAGUUCAACCCGAGGAUAUGGCUUUGAAGGUUGAAACAGCUUUUUAUUCUGCUGGCAUGUUUGUUCUUUCAGAUUCAUCUGCUCCAGCUGUAUCCUCUCUUCUGAUUGUGAAUCGUGAUACCACCACUCAGUUAUCGCACCCGAGAAAUUCUCGUGCAUUUCGUGAGCUAGUUUCGUCCUUGCCAGUGGAGGGUCGAAUGCUGUGUGUUACUGAUGUUCUACCUUUACCGGAUACUGCAGCUACAGUGCAUUCAUUAUACUCUGAUUUGGAUGCUUUUGGUGGAUUGAGAGAAUCAUGCGAGAAGGCUUCUGUGAGAUUAUGGGCACGAGGAGACCUUGCAACCCAACACAUUCUACCAAGGAGAAAAAUCAUUGUUUUUAGUACCAUGGGUUUGAUGGAGAUUGUUUUUAACAGGCCUGUGGACAUUUUGAGAAGACUUUUUGAGUCCAAUGCACCAAGAUUGCAAAUUGAAGAGUUUUUCAAUAGGUUUGGAUCUGGAGAGGCUGCUGCAAUGUGUUUGAUGUUGGCAGCAAAGUUAAUUUCUGAUGAAGAGAAUAUAAUAAGCAAUUCAGUUUCUGAGAGGGCAGCUGAAACAUUUGAAGAUCCAGUCAUUGUUGGUAUGCCGCAGCUUGAAAGUAAUGCUGUUUUGUCAAGUGUUAGGGCCCCAGCUGGAGGCUUUAGCAUGGGACAGGUGGUUCCAGAAGCAGAGCCUCUAUUUUCUGGUGCUCAUGAAGGUCUUUGUUUAUGUGCAUCUAGGCUGCUCUUUCCAGUGUGGGAACUGCCUGUUAUGACUUUCCGAAGGGAGAUUGGCUCUGAUGGGCGGUUUGAAGAAGGUGUCAUUUGUUGCAGACUCCCCAGUAGUGCAAUGCAGGUUUUAGAAAGUAAAAUUCGCUCUCUAGAACAAUUCUUACGGUCCAGAAGAAAUAAAAGAAGGGGACUUUAUGGUUCUGUUGCUUGUAGAGGUGAUUUUACUGGUUCAAUUUUAUAUGGGACUCGUUCAGAUGUUGGAGCUAAUAGUCAGAAUGAAGCGAGGAACCUUUUUGGCUUAUCCUCUCCAAGUACUGUUUCUGGAGAUGCUGCUUUCAAUAAAAGGCAGAGGCUUCUUCAUACUAGUGCUGAGCUGGCUGCAAUAGAGGUGAGGGCAAUGGAAUGUCUAAGAAGGCUUCUUCGGAGAUCCAGUGAAGCACUUUUCUUGUUGCAAAUUGUUUACCAUCAUCAUGUAACUCGUCUGGUUCAGGCUUUAGAAGGCAAUGUUCGUCAAAAGUUAGUUCAUUUGACAUUCAACCAGUUAGUAUGUUCUGAUGAGGGUGACCAACUCGCUAUGCAACUUAUUUCUGGGUUGAUGGAGUAUUAUACUGGCACUGAUGGCAGAGGUACAGUAGAUGAGAUUAGUGCAAAGCUAAGGGAAGGUUGCCCGAGCUACUUCAAUGAAUCGGACUAUAAGUAUUUCCUUGCGGUUGAAUGUCUUGAAAGAGCUUUUAUGACAAGCAAUGCUGAGGAGAGGGAAAACCUUGCCAGAGCUGCCUUUAAUCAUCUAACCAAAGUUCCAGAAUCUGUAGAUCUAAGAGCCGUAUGUAAGCGAUUUGAAGACCUAAGAUUUUAUGAAGCUGUGGUUCGCUUACCAUUGCAAAAAGCUCAAGCUCUUGAUCCUGACCGCCGUGAUAAUUCACUUGUUCAACGGGAACAAUGCUAUGAAACAGUAAUGAAUGCCCUUCGUUCUCUGAAAGGGGAUGUUGGUAAUGUUUCUCGUUCAGGAAAUAUCCUUGAUCAGGCUUCUCGGGACAAAUAUAUACGUCAGAUCAUUCAACUUAGUGUUCAGUGGCCUGAUACAGCUUUUCAUGAACAUUUAUAUAGGACAUUAAUCGAACUGGGCCUUGAAAACGAGUUGCUGGAAUAUGGGGGUUCUGAUUUGGUUUCAUUUCUGCAGAGUGCUGGAAGGAAACUGCAGCAAGAGGUUCAAGCAGUUGCUGCAUCAACACCAAUUACUACUACAAGAGAACUGGAGACGCCUAUUCCUUCUAGUCAAACCAAGUAUCUUGAUCUUCUUGCAAGAUACUAUGUUAUGAAGCGUCAGCAUUUGCUGGCUGCUCAUGUUCUCUACAGGUUGGCGGAAAGACAAUGUACUGAUGCUGCGGAUGCUCCUACUUUGGACCAGAGGCGCCAGUAUUUGAGCAAUGCAGUCCUGCAGGCUAAAAGUGCAAUUAGUAUUAAUGGUUCAUUAUCAUCAACCAUGAGUACCAUGGAUAAUGGUCUGUUGGAUAUGCUUGAGGCCAAACUUGCUGUUCUUCGAUUUCAAAUGAAAGUAAAGGAGGAGUUGGAGUCAAUUGCAUUUAAACUAGAAGGGCUUCAGGUUACUAAUGAAUCACAUCCAAAUGACCCUUUUCCACGUGGAAAUUUGGUUUUUGAUGCCAAUACAGCAAAGAUUGCUAGAGAUAAGGCUAAGGAGCUGGAAUUGAAUCUUAAGAGCAUCACCCAGUUAUACAAUGAUUAUGCUGUACCUUUUCAACUUUGGGAGAUAUGCUUGGAAAUGCUCAACUUUGCAAACUAUUCUGGAGAUGCGGACAGUAAAAUUGUUAGAGAAACAUGGGCUAGACUCGUUGAUCAGGCCCUUUCAAGAGGUGGCAUUGCUGAAGCUUGUGCAGUAUUGAAGAGGGUGGGAUCAAAUCUUUAUCCUGUAGAUGGAUCCUUCAUACCCUUGGACGCAUUAUGCCUUCAUCUCGAGAAGGCUGCCCUGGAACGUUUAUCUUCUGGCAUUGAAGUAGUUGGAGAUGAAGAAAUAGCAAGAGGUCUUCUUGCAGCCUGUCGGGGCAGACCUGAAGCUAUUUUGUCUGUUUAUGAUCAGUUAUUAUCAAAUGGAGCUAUUGUACCUUCACAAAAUCUGAGGCUGCGUCUUCUGAGAUCAGUCCUUGUGGUUCUUCGUGAGUGGGUUAUGUUGGUUCUUGCUAAUAAGCUAGGCACUACAACAACUGGAGCUUCCUAUAUGUUUGGCGGAGCUUCAGCAUUAGAGCAGACAUCAAUAUUACAAAAAGGAAUCCGGGAUAAAAUUGCUAGCGCUACAAACAGAUAUAUGACCGAGGUGCGACGGUUGGCUCUGCCCCAAAGCCAGAUUGAGCCAAUUUAUCAGGGCUUCAAAGAGCUCGAGGAGAAGCUUUUGACACCAUCCUCUUUUCAGCCUUACUAAUCCCCCCUUCCUUGUCAAGCUUACCUUGUAAGCAUUCUUCAUGUUCCAUUGUAUUCAAUCCACUCAUGGCAGGCAUAUCAUGUCAUAGAGCAUUAUUGAUUAUAUUCAUAUUUAUGCUGUAUCUCUUUGUAAGAACAAUUUUGCUGUUCAGCUUGAUUGUGAAUUGUUGGAUGAUAAAGAUACCAAGUGACAAUGAUCGUCUACAUUAGUUGAUGGUAGAUGACAGUGAUCGAGUGAAUGUAUAUAUGGCGGCGGUUGGUUGAUGAUGGACAUCAGUGCUUGUUGGUUUGGUAGUUGCGAGUGAGUGAUGGUGAUUGUUGAUAGCGAUUGUGGUAUUGAUUAGUUGGCUAAGCUUUAAGAUUCUCCAAA
Messenger RNA from Dendrobium catenatum, 5170 nucleotides. RefSeq names its product nuclear pore complex protein NUP155. The record is from RefSeq and is a predicted model, not a curated record. The transcript is spliced from 13 exons. Gene Ontology annotation, biological process: RNA export from nucleus; transcription-dependent tethering of RNA polymerase II gene DNA at nuclear periphery; protein localization to nuclear inner membrane. The coding region runs from base 413 to 4801 and encodes 1462 amino acids. Gene Ontology annotation, molecular function: structural constituent of nuclear pore. Gene Ontology annotation, cellular component: nuclear pore inner ring; nuclear pore. Lineage: Eukaryota; Viridiplantae; Streptophyta; Magnoliopsida; Asparagales; Orchidaceae.